Trichechus manatus latirostris (Florida manatee) is the source of this 1758-nucleotide messenger RNA. It is a transcript of the gene CXCR4, whose product is annotated as C-X-C motif chemokine receptor 4. Gene Ontology annotation, cellular component: external side of plasma membrane; membrane. Gene Ontology annotation, molecular function: C-C chemokine binding; C-C chemokine receptor activity. Gene Ontology annotation, biological process: neurogenesis; cell chemotaxis; brain development. The record is from RefSeq and is a predicted model, not a curated record. Lineage: Eukaryota; Metazoa; Chordata; Mammalia; Sirenia; Trichechidae. Bases 350 to 1222 code for a protein of 290 amino acids. The transcript has 2 exons.
CCACUUUCAACCUGCUUUCUCUUAAACGUACGAAUGCAUAAACUUGGAACGCAGCCCCUCUCCGAGCCGGCAGAAGCGAUCUGAACAUUGGAGAUGCCCGUUCCUGGAAGAGGGGGGCAAGGAAAGGAGUUCUCAGGCGUAUGGCUGCACAGGAGAGUAGGGUUGGAAUAUUUUUCUCUUCUUCACUAUAGAUAAUGACACGGAGGAAGUGGGCUCAGGUGACUAUGACUCCAUAAAGGAACCGUGCUUCAGGGAAGAAAAUGCUCAUUUCAACCGAUUCUUUCUGCCUACCAUCUACUCCAUCAUUUUCUUGACUGGCAUAGUGGGCAAUGGAUUGGUCAUCCUGGUCAUGGGUUACCAGAAGAAACUGAGAAGUAUGACGGACAAGUAUAGGCUGCACCUGUCAGUGGCGGACCUCCUUUUUGUCGUCACGCUUCCUUUCUGGGCGGUUGAUGCGGUGGCAGGCUGGUACUUUGGGAAGUUCCUGUGCAAGGCGGUCCAUGUCAUUUACACUGUCAACCUCUACAGCAGCGUCCUCAUCCUCGCCUUCAUCAGUCUGGACCGGUACAUAGCCAUUGUCCACGCCACCAACAGUCACGGGCCAAGGAAGCUGUUGGCUGAAAAGGUGGUUUAUGUUGGCGUCUGGAUACCCGCCCUCCUGUUGACUAUUCCCGAUUUCAUCUUCGCUAAUGUCAGUGAAUCAGACGAGAAAUACAUCUGUGACCGCUUCUACCCCAGUGAUUUGUGGAUGGUCAUGUUCCAGUUUCAGCACAUCAUGGUUGGCCUCAUCCUCCCGGGGAUCGUCAUCCUGUCCUGCUAUUGCAUUAUCAUCUCCAAGCUGUCACACUCCAAGGGCCACCAGAAGCGCAAGGCCCUCAAGACCACUAUCAUUCUCAUUCUGGCUUUCUUCGCCUGCUGGCUGCCCUACUACAUUGGGAUCAGCAUCGACUCCUUCAUCCUCCUGGAAAUCAUCAAGCAAGGCUGUGAAUUUGAGAACACUGUGCACAAGUGGAUUUCCAUCACCGAGGCCCUCGCCUUUUUCCACUGUUGCCUGAAUCCCAUCCUCUAUGCCUUCCUUGGGGCCAAGUUUAAAACCUCUGCCCAGCAUGCGCUGACCUCUGUGAGCAGAGGGUCCAGCCUGAAGAUCCUCUCGAAAGGAAAGCGAGCUGGACAUUCUUCUGUUUCAACUGAGUCUGAAUCUUCAAGUUUUCAUUCCAGCUAACACUGAUUUUUAACAGACUUUUUUUUUAAUACCAUAAAGAACAUUUAAGUUACACAUUUUUCAGAUAUAAAAGACUGACCAAUACUGUACAGUUUUUAUUGACUGUUGGAUUUUGUCUUGUAUUUUUUAGUUGUCGUGAGGUUUAAUUGAUUUAUUUAUAUAAAUAUUUUUUUGUUUCAUGUUGAUGAGUGUCUAGGCAGGACCUGUGGCCAAGUUCUUAGUUGCUAUGUGUCUGAUCGUGUAGAAAAGGGAACUGAACAUUCCAGAGUGCGUGGUGAAUCACGCUAAGCUAGAAAUGAUCCUCAGCUGUUUGUACAUAAAUAAUCUCUCCAUUCCAGUGGAAUUUUUCUUUUUUUUUCCUCCUGUUCUUAAGUUUGGUUACACUGUGUGACUGCUGUAGAAGAUGGCACUUAUAACCAAAGCCUCAAGUGUUAUAUAAAUGGUGGUUUUUCAGUUUUUCAGGAGUGGGUUGAUUUUAGAAUCUACAAUGUACAGUCUUUGUAUUAAGUUGUUAAUAAAAGUACAUGAUAAACUUA